AUGCCUUCAACUCAAUUCGUUCCCUCUUCUCCCCACCCGUACCAUCACCUAUACUCAGACGUGGUGCCGCGAGGGCUACCAGUGCCGGCCGGUGAGCGGACGUGGUGUCGCGAGGGCUACCAGUGCCGGCCGGUGAGCGGGUACUGCGACCUGAAGAACGACUGCACGGACGGCAGCGACGAGGAGUUUGAGCAGUGCUACCCCUACUACAAGGACCUGCGCAAGGACCUGUGCAAGCCCCAGGACCCGCGCGCCUACCUCCCCCUCCGUCCUCUCCUCCUUCCCCCUCCCAUCACCCGUCAUUCUCCCGUCUGCCCUCUCCUCCUUCCCUUUCUCAUCACCCUUCCUUCCCCCCUCUGUGCUCUCCUCCUCCCCCCUCUCAUUAACCUUCCUUUCCCCCUCCGUCCUCUCCUCCUUCCCCCUCUUAGCGCGCCUACCUCCCCCCUCCGUCCUCUCCUCCUCCCCCCUCUCUUCACACUUCCUCCCCCCCUCUGUCCUCUCCUCCUCCCCCCUCUCAUCAACCUUCCUUCCCCCCUCCGUCCUCUCCUCUGUCCCCCUCUUAGCGCGCCUUCUUCCCCCUCCAUCCUCUCCUCUGUCCCCCUCUUAGCGCGCCUUCUUCCCCCCUCUGUCCUCUCCUCUGUCCCCCUCUUAGCGCGCCUUCUUCCCCCUUCCGUCCUCUUCACCUCCCCCUUCACAUCACCCUUCCUCCCCCCCUCUGCCCUAUCCUCCUUCCCCCUCUUAUCACCCUUCCUUCCCCCAACUGUCCUCUCAUCCUCCCCCCUCUCAUCAACCUUCCUCCCCCCCUCUGCCCUCUCCUCCUUCCCCCUCUCAUCACCCUUCCUUCCCCCCUCUGUCCUCUCCUCCUCCCCCCUCUCAUCAACCUUCCUUCCCCCCAACGUCCUCUCCUCUGUCCAUCUCUCAGCGCGCCUUCUUCCCCCUUCCGUCCUCUUCUCCUCCCCCCUCUCAUCACCCUUCCUUCCCCUAUCUGCCCUCUCCUCCUCCCCCCUCUCAUCAGCCUUCCUUCCCCUAUCUGCCCUUUCCUCCUUCCCCUAUUCUGCAGAGAUGGCGAGGGGCCAGCAGGAGGUGCCUUUUUUUGUAUUGGAGGAAGAGAUUCUCAACGACCCUGUCCAUUUUAUACAUGCGGACGACAACCUGUACUGCCGUUCUGUGCCGCAUGGCGAAAUCACGCAGUACUGCAGCGUUGAUGGAGCUCUCAUCAUUGAAUUCAUUCGCUACGACCACACUUACAAGUUCUCGUUUCAUACGGAAGAGGGGGAAAAUAUAUGCAGUGCUAUUCACAUCCAUUCACUACAACAGCUGAAGGAGGUGCAGGAGGAGUUGAAAGCCGUGGGCAGGCGAGCAGAGGAGCAGGCGCGGAAUGCGGCCCUGGACAAGGAGGCCUUGGAGCAGCGCUCGUCAGCAGAGCAGGCUGAGCUGGUGGCCAGGCUGGCGGCCGCUGAGCAGCGAUUGGAGGAGAGCCGGGCUGCAGACGGUCGGCUGAGGGAGGAGGUGCGGGAGAAGGAGGCGCAGGUGCAGGCACUCUCCAGGGACCUCGAGGAGAGACGAGCUGCAGACGGUCGGCUGAGAGAUGAGGCGAAGGAGUUGGAGCAGCGCUUGACUGCAGAGCGGGACAGGCUGGCAGACAGUCUGGCGGGCGCCAUGCAGCAACUGGAGGACAGCCGGGUGGCAAAUGCCCAGGCGGAGGAGCAGGCGCGGAAUGCGGCCCUGGACAAGGAGGCCUUGGAGCAGCGCUCGUCAGCAGAGCAGGCUGAGCUGGUGGCCAGGCUGGCGGCCGCUGAGCAGCGCUCGUCAGCAGAGCAGGCUGAGCUGGUGGCCAGGCUGGCGGCCGCUGAGCAGCGCUCGUCAGCAGAGCAGGCUGAGCUGGUGGCCAGGCUGGCGGCCGCUGAGCAGCGCUCGUCAGCAGAGCAGGCUAAGCUGGUGGCCUGGCUGGCGGCCGCUGAGCAGCGAUUGGAGGAGAGCCGGGCUGCAGACGGUCGGCUGAGGGAGGAGGUGCGGGAGAAGGAGGCGCAGGUGCAGGCACUCUCCAGGGACCUCGAGGAGAGACGAGCUGCAGACGGUCGGCUGAGAGAUGAGGCGAAGGAGUUGGAGCAGCGCUUGACUGCAGAGCGGGACAGGCUGGCAGACAGUCUGGCGGGCGCCAUGCAGCAACUGGAGGACAGCCGGGUGGCAAAUGCCCAGGCGGAGGAGCAGGUGCAGGCAGCUGUGCGGGAGAGGCAAGCCCUGGAGCAGCGCCUGGAGGACUUGGAGCUCUCAACGGCGAACAAGGUAGCAGUGAAGAAAGAGAUGGAUGCAUGGCUGAGAUCCGAAGUGGAGGAUCUGGAGGAGAGAGUGGCGGCAUAUCACCAGCAGGCUCUGUGCUUGACAGCAGAGCGAGAUGGGCUGGCGGCCAGUCUGGAGUCCGCUGAGCAGCGAUUGGUGGAGAGGCAGGCGGAAGAGGCCAAGCUGAGGGAGGAGGUGAAGGAGAAGGCUGCGCGGGAGCUGCAAGCGCUUUCCAAGGAUCUGGAGGAGCUGAGGGGGAUGAAGGCGGAGAUGGAACGGAACCUAGCGGAGCAUGAGAAGCUGAAGGAAGCGUAUAAGGAGGAGUCUAAGAAGCGCAAAAAGUUCUACAACCUGCUGGAGGAAUUGAAGGGCAAGGUUCGGGUGAAUGCACGGUUACGGCCGCUGAGUAAGAGGGAGGAGCAGGAGGGCCAUUACUCGGUGCUGGAGAGGCUGGACGAGUACACGCUGCGGCACCCCGACACCAAGGGUGGGGAGCCCAAGCUGUACGAAUUCAACCAAGUCUUUGACCACAACGCCACUCAACAGGCGGUGUUUAAAGACACACAAUACCUGAUCCAGUCGGUCUUUGACGGGUUCAACGUGUGCAUCCUUGCGUACGGGCAGACGGGCAGCGGGAAGACCUUCACCAUCCAUGGCACGGAUAAGGACCUCGGGCUCAUGCCGCGCGCCAUGCAGGAGCUCUUCAACGUGAUGAAGAAGGAGGAAGGGAGCAAGACCUACAAGCUGCAGGUGCGCAUGCUGGAGCUGUACCAGGACACGCUGAAGGACCUCCUGCUGCCCGAGAAUACUCGCGACAAGCCGAAAUUGAAGAUCAGGGAAUCUGCCAAGGGCGUGUUCUAUGUGGAGAAUGAAACAUUGCUUGCAGUGAAGGACCUGCAGCACCUGCAGACGGUGGUGCGGGAGGGGAUGGAGAGGCGCAUAGUGGCUUCCACACACAUGAACGCGGAGAGUUCAAGGUCGCACCUGGUGAUCUCCAUCAUUGUGGAGACCACCGACCUGCUCACCAAGAGCGUGUGCUGCGGAAAGCUGUCCUUUGUGGACCUCGCCGGAUCAGAGAACCUGGAUAAGUCGGGGUCAGUGGGCGAGCAGCAAAAGGAAGCCAGGGCGAUCAACACAUCGCUGUCCGCCUUGGUGGGCGUUUUCACUGCGCUGGCUCAGGGCAAAGGGCAAGGGUUCACGUACCGCGGCAAAAAGCUCACGGAGCUCCUGAGCGACUCGCUGGGAGGCAACGCCAAGACGCUAAUGUUUGUGAACGUAUCCCCGGCCAACGGGAACCUGGGCGAGACUGCCAGGUCGCUCGCGUAUGCCAAGCUGGUGCGAGCAAUCAAGAACAACGCAUUGCAGAACAAGGAGGACAUGACUCAGCAAGAAGGGAAGAAGGCGGAGGCGCUGCAAGAGGAGGGUGAGACGAGGACUCCGCUUAGGAGUACUCUGAAUGGGGCGGAGAGGAGUGCGCACAAGGGGGUUCAGAUGAGUGCGCACAAGGGGGCUCAAAUGAGUGCGCACAAGGGGGCUCAGAUGAGUGCGCACAAGGGGGCUCAGAUGAGUGCGCUGAAGGGGGUUAAGAGGAGUGCGCCGACGGGGGCUGAGAGGAGUGGAGUUAAGAAGGUGCGGCCAGAUGGGAAGUAA
Molecule: messenger RNA, 3930 nt
Organism: Closterium sp. Naga37s-1
Lineage: Eukaryota; Viridiplantae; Streptophyta; Zygnematophyceae; Desmidiales; Closteriaceae
Source: the annotation of a GenBank genome assembly